This is a messenger RNA of Cladophialophora yegresii CBS 114405, 198 nucleotides long. RefSeq lists its product as uncharacterized. Lineage: Eukaryota; Fungi; Ascomycota; Eurotiomycetes; Chaetothyriales; Herpotrichiellaceae. The transcript has a single exon. The record is from RefSeq and is a predicted model, not a curated record. Bases 1 to 198 code for a protein of 65 amino acids.
AUGCUUCUGCACGUUGCCAGCGAAUUCGGCAAGUCGUAUGCCAAUGUUGCAAAGCGGUAUCUGGGAUGGCAAGUUUCACGACUAAAUCUGGCCAGAAAUGAGGGUGAUGACAAGAAGAUUCAGAGCUCAAUCCACGAGAGCGCGGUAUACCCCCUUAUUCAGCGCCUCGGACAUUUUGAAGGCUCACUGGAGCACUAG